Molecule: messenger RNA, 1083 nt
Organism: Rodentolepis nana
Lineage: Eukaryota; Metazoa; Platyhelminthes; Cestoda; Cyclophyllidea; Hymenolepididae
Source: the annotation of a GenBank genome assembly
AUGGAAAGAUUUUUAAAGGGAUUUAAAAAUGCACCAAUACCUAAGAAGACUCUUCCUAAUACCAAGGAAUUUAUUCCGUGGGUAGAAAAAUAUCGACCAAAAACCGUAGAUGAUGUCGCACAGCAAGCUGAGGUUGUUUCCGUUCUAAAAAAGUGCUUAGAAGGCUCCGAUCUUCCAAACCUUUUAUUUCAUGGCCCACCUGGUACUGGUAAAACCUCCCUUAUUCUUGCACUUGCACGUCAGCUAUUUGGAUCCCAAUUUUCAGAUCGUGUACUUGAACUUAAUGCCAGUGACGAGCGGGGAAUCAAUGUCAUCCGUGAAAAAGUUAAAAACUUUUCUAAGCUUGCAGUCGGUGGUGGCAGUGAUGACCAAAACAGCUCAUCUUUCUCUCUGCCUCCUUACAAAUUGGUCAUACUUGAUGAGGCUGAUUCAAUGACAGCUCCGGCGCAGGCUGCUCUUCGUCGUCUCAUGGAAACGGACAUGAAAACAACUCGUUUCUGUCUAACUUGUAACUACGUAACCAGAAUCAUCGGUCCUAUAUCGAGUCGAUGUGCAAAAUUCAGAUUUAAGCCUCUUGACAGUGAUGUUGCUCGAUCGAGAUUAAGGUUUAUUGCUGAUGCUGAAGGCAUUGAUGUUUCAAAUGAGACCUUAGAAGACCUCUUAAUCUUAUGUGACGGUGACCUACGUCAGUGCAUUAAUCUCCUGCAAACAACAUUUCGUUUUGCAUCAUCUGCAGAAAAGGAUCUUUCCAGUAAACCAAUAUCGAUUACGCAUGAAGACCUUAAUAGUGUUGCCACUAGAGUUCCCGCGACUUUUGAGGAAAAACUUAUCUCAUCUGUUUUGAAGAGAGAUUUUGGUGCUAUGCAGGCAGUCCUCGUUGAGUUUACAAGAGAGGGUCUACCUGCUAGUCAAUUUCUUUAUCAGUUGCAGACAAGAAUCCUAGAAUCUAAGGAUUUUUCGGAUCAUGCUAGGAAGAAAAUUCUCCAAGAAAUGGGUGAAAUCGAUUUGAGAGUUAUUCAGGGUGCUGAAGAAUAUAUACAGCUAUUAAGUUUGGGUUGUCAAAUGAUUAAGAUGGUGGCCUGA